AGGGUCUGGUUAUAAUUAACUCUCUCUAUAUUGAGGUUUCAAACCAAUGUCUGUGUAUAAGGAGUAUCUGUAUAAUGAGAGGUGCCUGUGUAUAAAGAGAGUUGGGGUCGGUGCCCGUGUAUAAGGAGAGUUGGGGUCGGUGCCUGUGUAUAAAGAGAGUUGGGGUCGGUGCCUCUAUAUAUAAGGAGAGUUUGGGUCGGUGCCUGUGUAUAAGGAAUAUUUAGGCAGGCCCCUGUAUAUAAGGAGGGUUGGGGUCGGUGAUUGAGGGGUCGGGCUGAGCGGUGGCUGCAGCGCUGGUUGGUGCCACGUGGGGGAGGCGUUGGCCGCGUGAUCUCCAGUUCAUUGCGGUAUAAAAGGAAGAAACAGAAGCGAAUUCUCAGUCUCCGGGAAGGGUCGGCGGCCCCGGGUCUUAGUCUCGUUCAGACUCCGAGUAAAUGAGCGACACCGGCACUUGAGGUUCGGAUCCAUCUGAAGCAACAGACAAAUGUCUCCCGGUACCGACAGCAGAAUCGUUGGACUUCGGGACAAGAUCGGAUCAGUAAAGUUUCUAUUCGGCUCCAGCCCGAGGGACCUGCGAUUCUGUCGUCAGAGGAUCUGGAUUUAAUCGCAGCGACUGAACCCCGACAGGUUUGUGCAUUUGUUGGGAGAAAACCCAGUGAAGUUACCGAGUUGGACAAUGGGGUCCCCUCACUGCCCCUGAGCCCAUAGUUUGGGUUUAAUGCUGAACCCCAUGAUCCCAACCAGCGAAUCAGAGAUCCUGUCACCCCAGAAUUUCAUGAUUAACUUUGAGAACCCCACAGAGAUAAAGGGGGGACUGUCCCCCAUGGAGUGCUGGGAGAACUGCAGUAACAGCACCUUCACUAAUGGCAAUGGCACCUGGGAAGGAGGACCCCCUUACUCCUUGGAGGUCACCCUGGCCCUCAUCACCCUGGUGGCCCUUCUCAUGCUUUUCACUGUCUUUGGGAACGUCCUGGUUAUUAUCGCCGUGUUCACCAGCAGAGCCCUAAAAGCCCCCCAGAACCUGUUCCUGGUCUCGUUGGCUUCAGCAGACAUCCUGGUGGCCACCCUGGUCAUCCCUUUCUCUUUAUCCAAUGAGGUGAUGGGCUACUGGUACUUUGGGAAGGUUUGGUGUGAGAUCUACCUGGCGUUGGACGUACUUUUCUGCACCUCUUCCAUAGUUCACCUGUGCGCCAUCAGCUUGGACCGUUAUUGGUCCAUCACCCAAGCCAUAGAGUACAACCUCAAACGCACCCCUCGUAGGAUCAAGUGCAUCAUCUUCAUCGUCUGGGUCAUCGCUGCCGUCAUCUCCUUCCCACCGCUCAUAACCAUCGAGAAGGAAAGUGGCAAAGUGGAGAUGCCCAUCUGCAAAAUCAACGAUGAAAAGUGGUACAUUAUCUACUCCAGCAUUGGCUCCUUCUUCGCCCCUUGUCUCAUCAUGGUCCUGGUCUACAUCCGAAUCUACCAGAUUGCCAAGAGCAGGACCAGGAUCCCACCCGGCAAGAGAAACAACGCGGCCAACGUAGAGGCAAAACAGCACAACGGCUUGACCGACAAAGACUUACCUGUUAAAUUAAAUGGGGAAAAAGCUGGGGGGUCUGGGGGAGACCAUGGGAAAGAGGGGGAGGCCAACGGGGUUGACAUGGAUGAUUCCUCUUCUUCUGAGCACCAGGAGGACAAUCCGUAUCCAGCCAAGAAAAAACAGGACAAGCUUUCAAGAGGGAAGGGCAAAACCAAGCUGAGCCAGAUCAAACCAGGGGACAGUAUCCCUAGGAGGGAAGAAGAGAGGGACCCCAAAGUGUCCAGGUGGAAAGGGAGGCAGAACCGAGAGAAGAGGUUCACCUUUGUCCUGGCUGUGGUUAUUGGGGUGUUUGUCAUCUGCUGGUUCCCCUUCUUCUUCACCUACACCCUCACUUCUGUGUGUGAGAGCUGCUACGUCCCCGUCGCCCUCUUCAAAUUCUUCUUUUGGUUCGGUUACUGCAACAGCUCCCUGAACCCCGUCAUUUACACCAUCUUCAACCAAGACUUUAGGAGAUCCUUCAAAAAGAUUCUGUGCAAGGGGGAGCGCAAACGGAUUGUCUGACUUGGGACCCCCUCUCUGAAUGGAUCUUACAGAUCACCCCCGUCCAUGAAACAGACAUGUUUAUUAACCCCAUCAGGGACAGUAUUUGGGGGGGCUUGUAUCAUAGACGACUAACUGUCACAUCUUUGCAUUGACCUGUCUGACUUCAUUUUGUAACAACAACACGAAUGCUGAAAUAUAUUUUAAUACUAAAGUCUCAUUCUGUAUUAUUAUUUGUAUAGUUCACAGAGUUUCAUAUAUAAAGGCACCCCUGUCCCCUAGUCUCCACCCCCUGCUGUAUAGACACAUUAACCCUCUCUGACCCACAACUGCCUGUAAAGAACUGGCCUAUUGAUUGUAGGAAACAGCUGCACAGCUCUGAGAUCCAUUUCAUUGAAAGCUGGAGGGCUGAUUUCCAUAGUUCCUCCUGCAUAUUUCUCCCUUCCCUAUUCUCUUAUCUCUGCUGGAGACUUUAAUGCUCUGCUCCAUCUAAAGUGCAAAGUGUUUAACUCUAUCCUCUCUAUUCCAGGAGGAAUUGCUGUGUUGUUGCUUUCAGCACUGAUUAGGUUAAUUCCUAUUGUACAGAUUAUGGAGGUGGCAACAGGUUGUACAAGGAUGCAGGUACCAGCAGUAAACGGGUUAAUGUUGAUGUACAAGGAUGCAGGGUGAAAGGCCAAAGCAGUUCCCAUAGGUUCCAUCACUGAAUGGGUUAACGCUGCUGUACAGGGAUGCAGAGUGAAGGAACAAAUCAGUAACAGUGGGUUUGAGCAUGAAAAGGUUACAUUUUUGGCAUAGAUUUACAGAGAAUGGGCACAAUACUGGAAUACUAAAAUACAGCACAGAAUAGGUUAAUGUUUUGCACCGGUAUAGCAAUCAGUAAUACUGAAAUCCUGUGGUGAAAAGGUUAAUGUUGACAAUGUUGUGAUGCUAGGAUACAGCAAUGAACAGGUUAAUGUAUUUCCCCACAGAUCUAUAGAAGAUGAGGACAAUGCCUUGACUCUAAUUCAGUCAUUAACAGGUUAAUGUUACUGUGCACAAAUGCUGAGGAAGUGUCUAACCCUGUAACAGUGGGUUCUGGCAGUGAAUGGGUUAGAGUUAUGUACAGGGGAGCACAGCGAAUAAACAGUAACAGUGGGUUCCAGCAGUGAAAAGGUCAGUG
This is a messenger RNA of Xenopus laevis (African clawed frog), 3218 nucleotides long. RefSeq names its product alpha-2A adrenergic receptor (gene adra2a.S). Gene Ontology annotation, biological process: G protein-coupled receptor signaling pathway; signal transduction. Lineage: Eukaryota; Metazoa; Chordata; Amphibia; Anura; Pipidae. Bases 719 to 2080 code for a protein of 453 amino acids. Gene Ontology annotation, cellular component: plasma membrane; membrane. Gene Ontology annotation, molecular function: alpha2-adrenergic receptor activity; adrenergic receptor activity; G protein-coupled receptor activity. The record is from RefSeq and is a predicted model, not a curated record. The transcript has a single exon.